Messenger RNA from Triplophysa rosa, 3115 nucleotides. RefSeq names its product coiled-coil domain containing 187 (gene ccdc187). Bases 270 to 2438 code for a protein of 722 amino acids. The transcript has 13 exons. The record is from RefSeq and is a predicted model, not a curated record. NCBI's taxonomy places the organism in Eukaryota, Metazoa, Chordata, Actinopteri, Cypriniformes, Nemacheilidae.
UACCAUCCCUGUGGAAGCUUCAUACCAUUGUCUCGUUGUCAAAAACAGACCGUGCGUUGUGGAAACUUGGAAACUGUUUUAUUACAAUUUUGGCUUUUAUUCCAAACACUGUCAAAUACAAGUGUGCGCUUAUUAAACUCUUUCGAAUAGCUCUCGUAUGCAACAAGUAGCGUUUCGGCAUUACAAAAGAGCGUUUGUACUCUAUCAAAGUAAAUAGCGCAGCGCAGUGCAGGUGCUGCUGUUCUCAGACCUGAAUGGCUUGAGCAGAAAUGAUGGCAGAGCUGGAGGUGGAUCAAUCCAACCUGCCCAGAGUGCAGGAGGUGUGCCAGUGUUUUGCUGUUCUGGAGGAUGGAGCUUUAGCACACAACUUGCAGGAACAAGAGAUUGAACAGUACUAUACAUCUAAUGUUCAGAGGAACCAGCUGGUGCAGAAGGACAUCCGUGUAGCCAAAAGUCUUCAGGAUGAAGAGAAGCACACGGCGCGGCUCCUUCAGCAGCAGACCACACACCAACUGGAUGAAUGUGAUUCGGAAUACGCACGAAUGAUUCAGGAAGAGAUUCAGCGCUGUGCUGAGGAGGCCCGGAGGAGGGAGGUGGAAGACGAGGAAAUAGCAAAAAGGAUACAGGAAGAGGAAGAGCUUUGCAUCAGAAGCAGAGGCAGUUACCAAAAUAGAGAUGCUAGAGAGACCUCAAGUGCUCCACCAUACUCACCUCGGGCUGUUCACACACCUGAGGAUCGAUACUACAAACGGUCUUCAACCAGAAGGCGGCAGCGCUCCCAAUCACCCCCCUACUCAGAUUCUGAGGACGACCAGCGUAUGCCUACCCUAACCAAUACGAGUCAAGCGUCCCAAGACCGCAGCUAUUCCACGGUAGGGCAGAGAAUGGCGGUCAGCUACAGUGGACCUUCCAGAAGUCAUUCAGAUCAAGAUAACAAGAGCACAACAAGCGGCAGCUCCGUUAGCCAGAAAAGCAGGACAUCUCACCUCUCAGGAGGAUGGGGAGAUGUGAUCAAGCUCAUAAGGAAUGAUAUGAGCGAGCAAGGCUACCUCAGCCCCAGUUCUGAGGACGAACUCUUCGAACCCGUCUAUAAACUUGAGAGGAUACUGAAACAAAAGCAGCAGGCCUCAGAUCAGCGGGGUGACCGAGGUGAGAGGCUCCACGGCCGAACGAGGCAGGGAAACGGUUGUUGUCGUGAGGAGAGUUGUAGGGAGAGGGACAAAGAAAGACACGUUCAUUUUCUGGAUGAGAGAAGACUCAUAAACGGUGACCAUGGCGACAGCUAUAGUUUACAUGAAAAUGGUAGGGAGAGGGACAAACACCUGAACCCUAGAGAAAGUUUAGGGGACCAGCGGCAGACUCAAUCUCCGGGUUUUCGGCGUAACGUCUCAAUGCGACGUAGUUACCAUGGCGAUGUCAGGCUGAGCAGACGGACAUCGAUGCGUGGAGGAAGCAGAACGUGUACCCAGGAUGAUUCAAAUUUAGUUAACAGGGUAAGGCCUUUAAAUCAUACACAGUUGAUAGAGACGGAAGUGAGGCGACCUGGCCCUUUAAGGGAGGCCGAGAGUUGGGAGACGGCCAGAAACCAGCGUCAGAGAGCUCGCUCAUUAACCGAGGAAAGGACGAUUGACAGGGAUCAUAGGCGUUACCCUGGACAACACAGAAUUAGGCGGAGCCAAAGUGAGCGGCAAAGCUUUGAGGAAGAGAGAUCGAGCACAGAGGAGGAGAUGGAGGUGAGAGGGAUUGAGAGACUCCCAUCACGCAGCACCUGUCAAUCACGCAGUGGCCUCUCCCCCAGAGCAGGAAACACUGGGAGGAAUGGGACGGUGGCUCUUGACUUGGGUGAGCUGGAGCAGGUACUCCUCGAUGAGGAGCUGGCUCGCAGACUUCAGGAGGAGGAGAGAUUAGCUGCAGAGACUCAGCAGGGGUCUUCUCCUCUCAGAGGGAUGUGUCCUGAAGACUUCAGAAUGGCCCAGGUCGCUCAGGAUGAGGAAAUUGCACGUUUCAUACAAAAACAAGAGAUCAAGGCUAAACGGAGGUCUGCUGAGCUGGACUCUGUUGGAUCUAGACGGGAGUAUAGAGACACUGUGGCUGAGUAUGACAGGAGAGCACAUUGUGACAGACAGAGAGAGAGAAUGGGCUCUGAUGAGCUUCAGUCACCUAUUGAUGACUUCACAGCAGACCAUCAGCUCUCUAGCCCCAUUUCCAUGGCAGCACAACCCACCAGGAAUGUUGCAGAAGAUCUGGACCCCACCUUUCAUAGAAAGGAGAUUAAUGGAGCCAAUCAAGGUUCCCAACAAGUAGGUUUGUGUAACCCUAUAGAGGAGCAACCAACAUUUGUGCCACCUACAAAACGACAUAAUGACAAACCAGGACGAGUGAAGUCGAAGGACAAGAAAGAAAAUUUUAAGCAGAAAGAGAAUUGCAAGCAGCAGUGAUAAUGGACAAGGACAAAUCAAUGUCCGGCAGCUUUGAAUAUAUACUCAUUACAUAUUUAAGAUAAAUUGCAGGUCCCAGUCGUUUGGGACUUUCCAGUCUUCUCUUGUGGGAUGUUUUUUUUUUAAUCAGCAUCUCUUAAGCAAAACAGGGACACUCCAGAUAAUACAGCUAUUUAUAGAUAAUGCUACUGUUACCACCAUUGGACUUGGUCAAGGUCACACAUGGUCACACUCUCACACUUUAGUUUUUGUUGUUUCAGUUUUAUUCUGCAGCUGGUAUGAUGCUGCGGUGGGAAAGCUCCCAUUACUACUAUCUGGAAACCUAAAGUGAUACUAUAUGGUUGAGUAAACUAAAGAUUGAUUCUUUUAGAAUAACAUUUUUUACUUGUAUUUCAGGAACUGCUCAAAUCUUAAGUUGUUGAGUUUUCACCUUAAGUGUUAAUGUUAUUUCCACUUAUUUUCAAGUAUUGUUUGGCAUUUGUAACGGAAGCAAAAACAAAACCUCGAAGUUUAAAAAGCAUAUUCUUUAUAUUUAAUAGUUUAAGAGAAACAUCUCUUUGUAUUGGUCGCUCGCUCGCAUAAUCCACGUGUGCUGUCAGUAAUAUGGCUGGAGUAAGUGCAACAAUUUGAUAUAUAUAAUAUUUUUACACUCAUGCCGAGUGGCACCAAUAUGUAUU